AUGGCUGCGGCUAUAGGGCAGACCAAAGCGUUCGUAAACGCGUUGACCCCCUCACCUCCUCCUUCCAUCCUCACCUCAAGCGCCGCACAAGGAAUGCGCCCCCUUUCCGCAGCACCACCGGCAGCAGUAGCAGCAGCAGCAGCAGCAGCAGCUCCCGCCAGCAAUGCGCUACCUUUCCCCAACAUCACGCUCCCCUCGCCUAGCAAUUUCCGCCGCCCCUCCGUGCUUCCGCUCUUCCCCCACGCCUCGUCCGUGGGCAGCAGCGCGCAUGAGUCCGCCUCUAGCCGCUUCCCCGUCCCCCUUCCGCGCUCCCCAUCCAUCAAAAAGCCCCUGCCCCAGAACCCCCUUCCCCAAAGCAACCUUUCUCAGAACACCCUUCAACAGAACAACCUUUCCCAGAACCCCCUUCCCCAGAGCAACCUUUCCCAGAACCCCCUUCCCCAGAGCAACCUUUCCCAGAACACCCUUCCCCAGAACAACCUUCCCCAGAACCCCCUGACCCAGCAAUCCAGUGGAGUGUCGGCCCAGGCUGUCGAAUUCGCGGUCGCAGCAGCUGCAGCUGCUGCAGGGAGUGCGGGUGGUGCAGGUUCAGCUAAGGUAGGGCCAACUGGAGCGAGUUUAGGUGGUGCUGCUGCUGGUGGGGCAGGCGGUGGGCUUGGGCAGUAUCUAGGGCAGCAGCAGCAGCAGCAGCAGCAGCAGCAAACGCCGCAGCAGCAGCAGCAGCAGCCCAACCCCCUCUUCCCCGUGUUUCCUUCGUCUGGGUCUAUUUCCUCCCCCCCGCCCCCCCAGUGGGCGCAAGGGGUGCUCUCCGGCGGACUGACGGCGCAGCAGCAGGCGCAGGUGCAGCAGGAGAUGCAGCGGUUGGAAGCUGGCCAGAGGGGGGGUGCAACCGGUGCAGGUGUAUCUGGUGCAGGUGGCGCUGCUGGUACUGGACCGUCCAGUGCGGUGCUGAACGGUGCUGGCGCUGUUGGCCCAGGGAUUGCUUUUGGUGGGGCGGCUGCUGGUACAAGUGGUGGCGCUGGCGCUUCAAAUGGUGGAGCUGCUACGUGUGGUGGGGUGGCUGCUUCAGGUGGUGGGGUGGCGGCGUCAGCAUGGGGCAAGCAGUACGGUGUCAACGGGGAGGUGCAGGUGAAGCUGGGGGAGGGUGGAUCUGGUGCAGGCGGCUCUGUGACCAUCCAUGGGCUGGCUGGGGGACAGGCAGAGGGCAUAGCUUCAGGAGAGGCAGAUAAGGCGGCAGCUACGGCUGGGGAAAAGGGGGAUGGAGGAGGCAAGGGAGUGGGAGGAGGGGAGGGAGGGGAGGGAGGGGAGGGAGGGGAGGGAGGGAGAGGAGGGGGGAGUGGUGGCGACAAGGGCGGUGGAGGAGGUGGGGAGGGAGGGAAGAAGCCACCAGUGAUUCAGAUUCUGCCUGGGGGGGUGCGUGUGUCUGGAGACGUGUUUCUGGAGUUCUCUAGAAUGGACUCAGCAGAGCUCUUUGGUGACCUCGCUGCCUUCUCUUCCCUUCCGCCCAAGACCGCUGCCGCUCCUGCCGCUGCUGCCCCUCCUGCCCCUGCUGCCCCUGCCGCUGCUGCCCCUCCUGCCCGUGCCGCCCCUGCUGCUGUUGUCCCUGCCCCCUCUGCUAGACCCCCUGCCCCGGCUGCCGCCCCCGCCCCUGCCGCCACUGCUUCUGUAGUCCCUCCUCCUGCCGUCGCUGUUGUCCCGUCUGCCUCUGCUCCUCCUGCCGUCGCUAUCUCUGGCAUGGCUUCCAUUGCAGCCUCUGCCCCAGACGCUGCUACCACAGGGAACCCAGCCCACACGGGCAACCCUGCUAUUUAUAGUAACCCUGCCAUGUGCGGGGUUUCGAGCCCGGGAACCCCAGGCCUGUCCCGCAGCUUCUCCGACAACCCGCUGCUUCGGUUUGCCCGGCUUGACUCCUCUGACCUGUUUGGCUACUCCCCUAGUGCCAAUAUGGCUAGCCCUGGCGGUUUAAGUUCGGGUGGGGGCAGUGCUGCUGCUGUAGUGGGGGAAACGGCUGAUCUGAAGGGUGAUUCGGCAGCGGCUGUGGCUGCUGCUGGUGCUGCAGAAGCAGCAGAAGCAGACGAAACUGGUCAACUGGGCGGUGGUGAUAAGGAGUGGCAGGAGACCAUGGGCAAGGGCGAGAAUGUUGGUAAUGGGAAUGGCACAGGCACAGGUACUGGCAACAGCAGCCUGAUGCCUGUGAAAUGGGGCGCGUUCAAGUCCCCUCCUGUGCGACCACCUGCUACCAUGGCAGCUGCAGCAGCCGCAGCAGCAGCAGUGAGGAGUGGGGAUGCAUACGGGGUGCAACCCUCGCCAGCUACUCGUUUCAAGGCCGGACUGACACUCCAGAAGGCCGCCAGGGAGCGGGAACAGAGCUCUCCCUCUCUCCUUCUCCCUGCAAGCCCAAACCGCCCCUACCCUCCCCUUUUCGCCUCACCGCCUGCCUCCAGCCUCCCGUUCCCUGUCUUGCCUCCUCCCAUCAAACCUCCUUUCUCGACUGCUACUGCUGCUGCUCCUCCUGCUGUUCACAGUGGUGGUGGUGGUGGUGGUGGUGGUGGUGGUGGUGGUGGUGGCGAUGGUGGUGGUGGCGAUGGUGGUGGUGGCGAUGGUGGUGGUGGUGCUCCUGCUGCUGCAUCUUCUGCUGCAGAUGCUGCCACUGCUGCUGCUGCUGGGGCUGACGGGGGUCGCUGGGAGUUGAAGCGAGCAACAGCGUCGGUGCUGCCGCCAGCCACAGAAGCAGCAGACGACCCGCUGCUGGUGAUCGCACAGGCGGAGAAAGCAGCCAUGGCUGCCGCUUCUGUCGCCCAUAUGCUUGCUGCUCAGGCAUCUUCUGCUCGCGUCCCCAGCCUCAAUCUCCAGUUCACCAUGGGCAACGGCAACGUCCCUUUCAACAUAGGCAGUCCGUCAGUCGCCGCGUAUCUCAGCAGCCCUUCCUUCGCCGCCUCCCUCGCCGCCUCUCUCCUGCACAACCCUGCCGACGCCUUCAGCCGCCAGAGCUCUGGCGAGCUCUUCGGCCGGCAGAAUUCGGCAGAUCUGUUCGGGCGGCAGAACUCGGCCGACCUCUUCGGGCGGCAGAACUCGACGGAUCUGUUCGGAGAGUCGCUCACGCCGUCCGCGCUCGCGGCCGCAGCAGCCAGGCUGGCUCGCCUCAGUUCCGCCGAGCUGCUUCAUCUCGCCGACUCGCCUCUCAACGCCUCGCCUCUCCCCUCCAUUUCCACCACCACCCCGCCGGUCUUUGGCAGCGGUUACUCUGGUGGUGGCAGCGAUGGCAGCGAUGGCAGGGGUGCUGCUGCUGGUGCAAUGGCAAUAGCAGCGGCAGCAGCAGCAGGAGCAGCAGCAGCAGGAGCAGCAGCAGCAGGAGGAGGGGCAGGAGUAGUGGGGGUAGCAGGAGGAGCGGGAGCAGUGGGGCAUUUGUCUGCUGAUGCGAGUGUCCAUGGCGAUGCUGCUGCUACUGCUGCUGCUUCGGCAGCGUCUGUUUUGGCUUCUGCUGGCGGGGCCACACGACCAAGCACUGGGAGCACUCGGUUUGCUGCAGAAGCUGCUGUGAAGUAG
Messenger RNA from Closterium sp. NIES-65, 3546 nucleotides. Lineage: Eukaryota; Viridiplantae; Streptophyta; Zygnematophyceae; Desmidiales; Closteriaceae. The record is from the annotation of a GenBank genome assembly.